Messenger RNA from Acanthosepion pharaonis, 513 nucleotides. NCBI's taxonomy places the organism in Eukaryota, Metazoa, Mollusca, Cephalopoda, Sepiida, Sepiidae. The record is from the annotation of a GenBank genome assembly.
AUGUUCGGUCAGCCGACUGUCAGUUCGUCUGAAUGUACGACCCACUGGCGGCUCAAUAGCAUAAAACACACCCACACUGUCGUUACUACCAUCAUCUUCAGAGCAAAGUUUUCUCGCUUCUUCCUUCACCAUUCCCAACGAUCAGGCCUUCUUUUGCGUUCUUGCGCCCCAUCUCUCUAUUCGGCAACUUUCAGCCGAGCUGUGAUACAACUCGGUCGAUUCGAAAUUAUUGCCCAGCAAAGAUCGCCCCGGGCGCAAAAUGUAUUCAUUUUCUACUUUCACUUUCGCCGCCAUCGUCACCUCUUCGAUUCGUCCAUCUUGUUUCGUCCAUUCAUUCCUCCACUUCUCCUUCUCGCCAUCUUAAUUUCAAACCCUGCUUUCCCGAUUCUCCAUUUCUAUUCCUCAUUUUCUUUGAGUCUUAUUCUAUGUCUUUUUCUGUCUUUAGGCUUCUUUUUUCAUGGGUUAUCGGAAGCAUGUCUUUCCUCCUAUUCUCUCUUUCUUAUCUACUUUUAA